ACGGGCGCACGCUGGGAUCCACCACCAGAAGGACGACAGCGCAUCGGCGGUGCACACGCUCAAGAUCCCUCCGCCGCGACCUACAACCCCUACAACAACCCGCCACCACCCGCACCCAACACACAGUACUACGGCGCACAGAACUCCUCCUACGAUCCCUCCAACUACGGUCCGAGUCCCCAGGGUUCCCUCGCCAUGGGCAGCGGCCUUGGUUCUCGCGGGCGCACACCAAGCCCAACGCCGAGCGAGCACGCAUCGCUCCAGCAGAAGAGCGCCUUUCCGAUCAUGGACAGGGUCAAGAAGAUCAAAGCCGAGCCGCGCAUCCUCCUCAAGCCGCGCUCUAUCAUGUGGAUAUGCAUCAUUCUCGUGCUCAUCGUCCUCGGCGCGCUCUUCUACUUCUACCACACCCAGAUCGUGCACGCCCUCCAGACGCCCGCCAAUAAACUCAAAAAUUUGCCCGGCGGAUGGGCCAUCAUCAUCGCCAUCUUCUUCGUCAUCUCGUUCCCCCCUCUCUUCGGCCACGAAAUAUUAGCCAUCGUGUGCGGUCUCGUCUACGGCGUCUGGGUCGGCUUCGCGAUUGUAUCUGCCGGGACGCUCAUUGGAGAACUGGGCAACUUCUAUGCGUUCAGGUACAUGUGCCACGCUCGCGGCGAGAAGUGGGAGCGCGAGCGGAUCGACUACGGCUGCAUCGCGGGCCUCGUGCGCGAGGGUGGGUUCAAGAUUGCGCUUAUUGCGCGGUAUAGUGCUAUUCCGGGACACUUCACGACCGCGGUGUUCUCCACCGUCGGCAUGUCCGUAUGGAUCUUCCUCAUGGCCGCCAUCUUGUCGCUCCCGAAGCAGUUCGUCACUGUGCUCAUCGGGACGCUCAUGGAAGCUAACAACCCGAGCACGCGCGACCGUAUCGCGAGCGACGUCGUGGGCGUGGUCACCGCGCUGGUUACUGUUGCUGCGAUGUGGUACAUCAACAAGGAGAUUAACAGGGUCAAGCCGGCUGUUAUAUAUGCGAGGCGGAAACGCCGCCAAGCUAAACUCGAAGCCUCGGGAUCAUCAUCUCUGGGCCUGAGCGGCAGCACCCUAUACCAGUCCGGCGGGCUCCAAUCGACGACCGACUUUACGGGGUUCAGCGCCGGGUCCGGGCCCGGGCAUGCGGAGCAGAGGGAGCAGAUUGUGCCGCUCACGAGCUCGUUCGAUGCGCCGCCCGGCGGCGGGUUCGGGCACCAGCAGUGGGACGCGCAGGGCCGGGCGGUGGGGUAUGCGGGCGAUCCGCGGUUUGAUCCCCCGGGUGCUGCAGCGGCGUCAACGGUGCACGCGCCGCAGCCGCAGCGCGCUGCUGUCGGGCCGCCGUCGUUCCCUGCGCCGUCGAAUAGUCUGAGUGUGCACGCGACGGGAAGACUCGGUGGGCAGGGCCAGGAGAGGCAGCUGAGCGCGGAGACGGUGCGCUGGGAGAACGCGGUGCAGCCCGAGGCGAAGGGGAACUAUAGGUUGAACUCGAUGUCGCCCGUGUCGGUGCUUGACAAUCCGUUUGGGGACGACGGGGAGCCGUCGGCGUUGCCGUAUGCGGCGCCUUCUGGGCCGCCGCUGCCGCCGCCUCCGCAGAGGUUCGCGUCGCCGCCGCCGUUGUCGCCGUCGCCAAGGACUGGGAAUACGCCGAAGCCGUAUGCGGCUGCUGCUGCUGUGGUGCCGGGGUCGCCGAGAGGGAAGGGAGGGGCGAGUGCGGGGGGAGGGGGAGGGUAUGGGUUCGCAGCGCCGCAGCAUAGCUUUGGGAGCGGGCCUGGUACGGCUGCGUCGCCGAAACCGCAGAAGCAGGCGUUUUCGCCGCCGCCCGGGCCGCCGCCUGGGUAUCAGGAGGACGGUGGGAUUCGGUAGGGAGCGGUGUAGGGAACGUCGAAGUCUGACCCUGUGGGCGUGUCGCUGCCCAUCCCCCGUCAUUGUGCGGCGGGAGAUUGUUGCGAUGGUGUCGGAGGAGUAUUGUGUAUGUGCGUUAUACUAUACUAGUAGCUAUAGUGGUGUG
Molecule: messenger RNA, 2011 nt
Organism: Coniophora puteana RWD-64-598 SS2
Lineage: Eukaryota; Fungi; Basidiomycota; Agaricomycetes; Boletales; Coniophoraceae
Exons: 9
Coding region: 196-1866 (556 amino acids)
Source: RefSeq, a predicted model, not a curated record